CCUCGUCCAAGUCCGGAUCAGUCAGUAAACGCGCUACUUCAUCGCGAGCCGUUACUCUCAUCACUUUAAAAGUGAAAACACGACGAAACACGUCUCUAUUUUGAAGAGUAUUUUACGAAAACGACUCGUUAGAGCGAGUGAGACGACUACAUCAUGUCAGUUCUGUGCGUGUUAACCGUUGGAUUGUUGUUAUUCGCUGAUCCAGGGUUGUGCGUUGAAGAUGGUCAUCAACAGCAAGAUCAGCAAAUGAAGAAUGUUAGGGAUGUUGAGGAUCAAUUGAAGGUGCUCAACAAACAGGUCACGGCCCUUUUAGAAAACAGAAGGGAGGACAUUGAAAUGAUUGGGGAGAGCAUGAGGGUUAAGUUGACCAAGAGCAAGGAAUUUGAAGAGGUUAGGGAAGAAAUGAAAAGUUUAAGAUUGGAAUUAGAGCAAUUACGUUCCGGGCACCAUUCAAACAAUGGCCACAAUAGGCAUCAAAACGAAGAAAAGAAUGAUAGGGUGGCUUUAAAAUGGCUUUCGGAUAGCGUCAGCGAAUUAAAACUUGAAGUUCUUGAGGUUCAAAGUGCUCUAAACGCGACGGUCAUCCUUCAGAAUCACGAACAACUCGAUUCCGAUCUCAGUUUAUUACAAACUGAUGUUAUCAAUUUGAACAGAGAAUUGGAAGUUGCCAAAACGAAGAAUUUCAAGUACGAGGCAGAGAUAGCAGCCGUUCGCGAAGAACUUAACUCGGUCAAGGACCACGCAAAGGCAACAGCUUUAGUUUGCGGGAAAACUAAGAAUCAGAUGAAAGCUCUACAAAUAGAAUGGUCCCAAACCUUCAACGCUUUAACUUCGAAAAAAGGAUCAUUACCAACGUUGGAUCAUCCAUCAAGGCACCAAAGAACUCUUCGCAAACACGUUGUAGAUGUAGAAAGAACAGCUAAACAUUUAAAAAGAACUAACGAAGCUUUACAAACAAAAAUAUUAAAAUUAGAGGAAGAAAUGCAAAUUUUACAAAAUUUUGUAAGAAUGGAAGAUAAUAAAUCGUUCGAAUUCGAUCGAAUUAAUGGAAACGAAGUGAACGAGUACGUUAAAAAUCACCGUUUAAACGAAAUUAAUAACGAAGAUAAAGAUAAUAACUUAAAUAAGAGAGUUAUAAAUAAAAGAUUAAACGAUUUGGAGUUACAACAGCGCAAAACCUCCAAUAACAUUCAAAACGUUACCUCUCAAUUAAGCAAUUUCGAUAAAUUACAUCGUUCCAUGUUGGAAUUACUAGAAAAUAUCGAAAAUAUUGAGAAUAAAGUGAAUAAAAAUUUACCAAUGUUCCGUAAAGAAAUUUCUAAACUCGAAGUUCAAACUUCCGAAGCAACUUCGACUAUAUCGGCGUUAAAAGAGGAUCAAGAUAAUGUUAGAUCGUCGAUGAAAGCGAUCGCUUCGACGGUUUCAACGACAAAAGAUAGGUUUGACGAGGAUCACAAAAAAAUUAAUAAUUUAAUUGAAGAUUUUGAAGUGUUACGAACAUCGAGUGAUCUUCAAACUUCGAAGCUCCACGAUCAUAUCCUUAAAACUGAAUCUUCAACGAAAGAUGUUAACGCAACGAAAUCAACUAUAACUCUAGUUCAACAAUUCCAAACGUUCGAAAAGGAAUAUAAAAAUAUUAUUAAUAAACUUCCAUUCGAUUGUACUUCGAUUCAAGGUCCAUCGGGAAUUUAUUUAAUUUCACCGGGUGAAGGUGAACCAAUUACGGCUUAUUGUAACGAAGGUUGGACGACGAUUCAAAGACGUCAAGAUGGUUCUGUUAAUUUUAAUCGAAAUUGGAAUGAUUAUUCAAAUGGUUUCGGAACGGCCACCGGCGAAUUUUGGAUUGGGAAUCGCCACCUGCAUGCACUCACUAGCGAAAACUGUACGAAAUUACAAAUAAAUAUGCGCGAUAUUUACGGUAAACAUUGGCAAGCGAAUUAUGAUGAAUUCCAAGUAGGAAAUUACGAUACCGGAUUUAAAUUAACCGUAAAUAAAUACAGUGGAAAUGCAAGUGACGCAUUGGAUUAUCAAAAUCGCAUGGAAUUUUCAACGGUUGAUAACGAUAGAGAUAUUUCAAAUACACAUUGUGCAAGUAAUUAUGAAGGUGGGUGGUGGUUCUCUCAUUGUCAGCACGCUAAUUUAAAUGGAAGAUACAAUUUAGGAUUAACUUGGUUUGAUAAUUCGAGAAAUGAAUGGAUUGCUGUCGCGAGUAGUGAAAUGAGGCUCAAAAGAAGAAACGUUUGUUAGGGACUUUUUUAAUUAUUUUUUUAAUUUUUUUAAAGAAAGCCAGUUUUUUUUGAAAAAGCCAAAGAAAUCUAGUUCAUUUUAUGUAUUAUCUAAACAUUUUUAUUAACUAAGUUAUUUAUUCUAUGUACAUGAUGAUAAAAAAAAUCAAAAAGAAACAACCCAUCAUAUCAAUUUAAAAAACAUCAGACUGAUUUAGAUAUGUAAUUAAAUUAACUUAUAAUUAAAUAAUUUUUUUUUGCACAUAAAUCUCAUUCCGCACAAGUUAUUUUUUGUCGAACUCGUUGUAAGUGUUUCAAAUCACCUUGUGUAUUGUACAAUAAGGCUUGUAAAUAGUAGAUUGUAAUUAUUUAUUAAUUCAUUAAAACGUUACGUUAGUUGUAAGUGUUAGUCUGCACCUUCUAAUGUAAUUUUUAUUUUUUGAUUGUAACCUCUUGUAAAUAUUAAUUGAAAAAAAUAAAUUAAAUGAGUCGUUUUUA
Onthophagus taurus is the source of this 2723-nucleotide messenger RNA. RefSeq names its product scabrous (gene sca). Gene Ontology annotation, molecular function: extracellular matrix structural constituent; protein-macromolecule adaptor activity. Gene Ontology annotation, cellular component: fibrinogen complex. Gene Ontology annotation, biological process: blood coagulation, common pathway; platelet aggregation; blood coagulation. NCBI's taxonomy places the organism in Eukaryota, Metazoa, Arthropoda, Insecta, Coleoptera, Scarabaeidae. The record is from RefSeq and is a predicted model, not a curated record.